Messenger RNA from Anarrhichthys ocellatus (wolf-eel), 4306 nucleotides. RefSeq names its product growth factor receptor-bound protein 10-like. Lineage: Eukaryota; Metazoa; Chordata; Actinopteri; Perciformes; Anarhichadidae. The coding region runs from base 172 to 747 and encodes 191 amino acids. The transcript is spliced from 6 exons. The record is from RefSeq and is a predicted model, not a curated record.
CCCAGCAGAGGGAACACUGAAGGAACACCAUGGCCUUAGCGGGAUGCCCUGACUACUUCCUACAUCACUCAAACUACCAGGCCCGGGGGGCUCGGGAUUGAUGGCGUGACGUCUCACUGGGGCCGAUUGGACGAUGGAGGUGACGUCGCCUCAGCUGCCUUACUCCUCUUAAUGGAGGUACAAAAAUGCAGCUCCCUGCUAACCCAAACCGUGGGACCGCUGAGCCCCCCGGAAAGCAUGGACCGCACUUCCUCUCACCGGCCCGAGGAGCUGAUUGUUCCAGGCUUUCAGCGCUCGGCCAAUGAAAACUUGCCACAUCAUCACGACGACGAUGUGGAUCUGGAGCAGCUGGUGAAUGACAUGAACUCCUCCAUGGAGAGCGUUUACUCUACGCAGGCAGACACGGCGCUGCUCCUGAACAACGGCCACGUGCCCCCUCCUCACAACCACCACAUGCACCCUGCCUACCCGGCACACGGCCAGGCCCACCGGCGUCACACCCCGCCCCUGCCCCUUUCAUCCCCCUCCAGGGAGAAGCUGCGGCACUCCCAGCCCAUGCACAUCCAGGCCGUCAGGUGUCUGCAGGAAGAGCAUCUGCUGCGUCCGGCCUCCCUGCCCGCCAUCCCCAACCCUUUCCCUGAGCUCUGCAGCCCGGCAGGCUCCCCCGUUCUCAGCCCCAUUCUGACCGCCGACAACCACAGACGCGGCAUUACGAACAUCGGGGACGACAGGGAGGCCCAGUGGUAAAAGAGACCAUUGAUCAAGCAAAGAACUCUGGUUCAAGACCCCUGUGUUGGCAGGCAUCCAUCCUGCUGAAGUAGCUUUGAGCAAGACACCGAAAGUCUUCCAGCUCAGGGUUCAGUGCUCAGAAAAUGACCCUAACCUCUGACCUCCCUGUGGAAAAAGGCAAGUGAAAAGACGGUUUUAAUGUGAAAAAAAAAGAUGUGAAAGAGUCAGUUUCUCAUGGUUUGUUAUUCGUUGUGUGGUCUGAUUAUUGAAAUAUCUAGUGCUUGCAAAAUUUUAGAAAAUUUGCCAUCUGAUCGAUUGGGCGUUUUUCUUUUUCAGCCUUGCCAGCAGUCUCUAGGGAUGGCAGUGUUGGUCGAUUUGGUCGGUCCACCGUUUUGAUCCAGACUGAAAUACCUCAACAGCUUUUGGAUAAACUGCCUUGACAUUUUGCAAAGAUAUUCACAGUCCCCAGAGGAGGAAUCCUAAUGACUUUAGUGAUACCCUGGACUGUCCCUCUAGCGCCACUGUGUCUUUGAGUAAAAUAUCUCACCAAAUAUUGGAUGGGUUGCCAGAAAAUGUGGUGCAGAUGUCAAUGGUUAACACAUUUCUGAGACUUUUCAUCUAGCGCCAUCAUCAGGUCAACAUUUCUAUUUGUCCAGUACUCUGAUUUAUGACAAAAUAACUGCAUAACUAAUGACGUUCCCAUCAGCUUCAGCUGUACUUGAUGGUGAACUUGGCGAACAUUACAGCUGCUAAACAUGAACAUUACAUAACAUUGUGCUUGUGAUCAUGUUAGCAUAUUGAGAUUAGCAUUUCCCUCAAAGCGCCGCUGUGUCUUACAUUAAGUACAGCCUCAGAGAGCAGCUAGCAUGGCUGUAGACUCUCGUUUCCAGAUUAUUUCAUAUCUAAUACAUGUCAGGAGUUAAUGUUGUGAUGGAAUCUUCAAAAAAGAUAAGAUAAUGGAUACAGUUUAUAUAUAUGCUGUAGCAGUGUGAUGAAAAGUAAUUCAAGACCAAAGCUCUGAGUCACACACUCUCUCUAUUUAGGACUCAUACCUCCCCCUCUGUCUAUGGUCAGCUGAUGAACUUCUGCACGCAAUGGUCUGCUGACCCACUGCAAUCAGAUCAGGUGCAUGUACACGUGUGUGUGUGUGUGUGUUUGUGUUAUGAAGGCUUACAGGAUUUCUGAGUUCCUGCCAUGCAGUAAAUGUUUUACAUGUUUUGACAAUGUGAUGACUCAACAUUGUAAUUGCGCAGCAAACAUACACUUCUUUGACACCCACAAAUACACAAACAAACAAAUACACAAACACACAAACAUACGCUUGCAUGCGCUGUCUGAGGACUACAUGUGUCAUUACUGUCAAACUAGAACAUGAUGCUACGAUAACUUAUUCUCAUAGAAACCAUAAGAAUGCAGCCGGAUAAUGAUGCGAGCAGAUGGUUUAAAGGACCUCAGUUGUUACAAUAUCCAGAUGAACUCUUGUUUGAGGUCAUUUCUCCCAGUUAGAGCGCCAGGAAUUGCAUUUGAUUUCAGCUCUGAUGAAACUAUUUUUAGAAUUUGUUUUGGGGAAAUUCCCGAAGAGGGAGUUUCACUUGUCUCUUGGAAUUUUAACAAAUACGAUCAGUGUCCCGUACAAUGACCAAACUUGUGUUUCAUCACUGUUUUUUUUUUUUUUUUAAAUUUUAUUUUGAUAUCUGCCAGGUCAAAAUGUGGUUUAUAUUUUGUUUUUUUGGAUCGAUAUCACCAACACUCGCAUAGUACACGUCUAUCAGUCAGUAGAGGUCUUUCUGUCUGAGUGUGUGUAUGCGUGCGUGACAGUGUUGGGUCGUCGGGAGGUGGGGAGGUGAGCCACUCAGUGAGUCUUUGUGGUGGCGCUCCAAUGAGGUGAAAUUGAGUUUGGCCUGUCUGCAGAGCUAAUCAGCUAUGUCUGGCUUGAAACCCGAACACUCACAGACAUGAAAGACAGCUGACACUGUAAUAGACCAGAGUGGGAAGUCUCCAACCAACCAGCAUUCAGAUGCUGACAUUAGUGGAAGCCUCCACCAGACAGACAGAUGCAGCUGCUGGUAUGAUGAUUUCUUACAGGAUACUCUAAGAAUUGUCUGUUAAGUUAAUAUUAUAUAUUUAUAUUAGCCAUUUAACACGUUAUUUUGUAAAGUAAACAAGUUACAUCAAUUGGUCUGUAAGUCUAUCAGAUUCAGAAUAGGGUUUAUUGUCAAGUAGCUUAUUCACGUACGAGCGGUGCAUACAACAAACAAUAACAAUUAUAUACAAAACAUAGUAAGGAAACAAAUGCAGGCAAAAUGCUGCAAGAGUCAAGAAGAUGAAUAUAGAAUUAAAAAAACUACAUUAAAGAAUACUAUAAUAUGUACAUUAUAACUGCAUAUUUCUACACAACAUUUAACAUUAAAGCUACAUUAAUACAUGUUUUUAGUUUAACAAUGAAAGAAGAUUUAUUGUACAACUAUAAAUCACAAGGCAGCAGAUAUAAUGGCCAAUCACGUGACAUAGACCUGGAAACUAUUACCAUGGUGACUCUACAUCAACAUAUUAUUUGUCAUGUAAGGAAGACGUGAAGUCCUGAGCUGGUUUCAGUACCAAAUACACGACCACAUUAGAUCCACAUUCUCCUUUUUUUUUUUUUUUUUUUUUUAUCAACAUCCAUAUUUUUCCCAUUUUUCUUCCAGUUUUACAUUUGCUUCUGCCACAAUGGUGCAGAAAGAUGGUGGCCGUCACUACCCUUGCCCCCUCCACUCUGAACGAAUCAAGAUUGCUUUUACAAUCAGCAGGUCGUAUUACUAUUAUCUGCUCCGGCUUAAAACGUGUGUGUGUGUGUGUGUGUGUGUGCGCGUGCGCUAGCUGGUAUGUGUCUGUACAUUCGUUGUGUGUUUGCUUACAGCCUGAUAGGUUUAGGGGCCCAUAAACCUCUUGGUCAAGUGGGCCUGACCCUGGCGCAGAUUAUUGUGUUUGAGCUCUGACCCUGUGGCCUGUGUGUGUGUGUGUCUUUGGUUAUAGGCAUAAAGGUGAUUGUCCAUGACCCUUCAAUCCAAUAUGCCGUGGCUACAAGCCCGCUUUACGCGUGUGUGUGUGUUAGAAGCAGCAUAGGAGACCAAUAACCCUGUACAUAACCCCCCCUCACACGCCUCUGGUGGAGAGAAAAAGACGGAUGUGGGGGAGGGUAAAACAGAAGGGGGAGGACUAAGCCAAGGUGAGUUAAAUUUCAUUGUGUAAAGAUAAAACCUGAUAAACACUUAGGAUGAAGGCCAAGGAUUUGAAGGACCUUGCAGGUAGAACAAUUGUUUGAAAGUUAAAGAAGAAAUACAUGAAAUACAGAGUGGGAAACGGAAGAAAUUAGAAAGAAAAGGAAGAUUUAAGAGAAGGAAAGUGUGCUUGCCCACCCUUUCUUUCUCGUGUGCUCAUCACACACAUGAACAUGCACUCAGUAACAGCCCAGCGUUAUACUGCUCCCCGAACGGCUGCAAAACUUUAGCGUGAGAUGGGAGGAAAAAGUCAAGCAGUAAAGUGAAAAAAAAAACAGUUUAUCAUUUUGUCUUCCUCUUUUGUGUGUGUGUGUGUG